CGAGAGAGAGAAUUGGCAGGGCCUGCGUGAUGGCUGCAGUUUGUGGUCAGUUUAUGGAGUUUCACCAAAUUCACGGAGCCAAUGUGAAGAUUGACAAGAUGGGCACACGUGCCACACGAAUCCAGAGCUUCGCCGAUGGAAUCUGCUUUAGCAAGUGCCCCUUGGCUCCUGGGGAAAUCUUUCUGGUGGAGAUUGAAGAUAAAGAGCUAGGCUGGUGUGGUCAUUUACGAAUGGGACUAACUAGUCAUGAUCCCAGAGCUUUGGAGGCAGUUCCGGAGUACUCUCUCCCAGAUUUAGUAAGCAUGGGACAGAGCUGGAUCUUUGCCAUCACCAGAAAUCAUAACAGGGUGCUUUCAGAAGAUGAUGGUGAAGAUUUGAGUCCUGUAGCUAGCCGCAAUUCUAAAAGCUUCUUCACAGAUGCCUACCUUCAUGUGGAGAAUAUACGAAUUCCUCGAGACAAGCUGGUGGGGCGCAGUCGGCCUGGAAGAUUUAGCCACAUCCUGGAUGACCUCUACAAAAGCAAUACAUUACCACCAACUGCCCGCAGGAGUAGGAUUGGGGUGAUGUAUGUUCCCAAAGGGCAGGAGACUGCGGACAUGCACAUUAUAAUCAAUGGGGAAGACAUGGGGGCAAGCGCCAAGGGAAUUCCUACCAAGGAGCCACUUUAUGCUGUAGUGGAUGUGUUUGCAGCAACCAAAAGUGUGCACAUCAUUCAGGUGGAGUAUGGCUUUCCCUCACUGCAGACCCUCUGUCGACAGACCAUCCAAAAACAUAUUGUGCACCGCAUGGCAAUCGACUGGUUGGAUCUGCCUGAAUUGCUGAAGCAUUUGUGCAAAUACGAGUGACUGAAGGUACCUAGCACAUGGCAUGCCUAUAAAAGCCUGAGUGAUAUGCACUGGCCACCAGGGAGAGAUUCUGUUUGAGCUAACAGUGGUGCACAAUCUGGAUGGGUUAUUGACUAGAAAUGAGUACCAAGUGACAUUCCACCCUCUUUCUCAUUCAUAUCUGCAUUGUGCCAUUCUUUCUUCAGUUCUUUCACCUCGAUUGUGAAGUUGUCCCUACUUCUAAAAUGUGGGAUUGUCCUAGUGUUUGCUGAUGGUUUUUAUUUUGGAAACAAAGCUGACAAGAGUCUUUUUCUUUUGAAAGAUAACAUGGAUGUGUUAUGAAGAGGACACACUUGACCUAACAUGACUGGCUGUUUUUAUGGCUUAACUUUUCCUAGGCAUUAAUAAAUAUCAGUCUGUAUAAAA
Erpetoichthys calabaricus (reedfish) is the source of this 1250-nucleotide messenger RNA. It is a transcript of the gene neurl2, whose product is annotated as neuralized E3 ubiquitin protein ligase 2. Gene Ontology annotation, molecular function: ubiquitin protein ligase activity. Lineage: Eukaryota; Metazoa; Chordata; Cladistia; Polypteriformes; Polypteridae. Gene Ontology annotation, biological process: intracellular signal transduction. The transcript is spliced from 2 exons. The record is from RefSeq and is a predicted model, not a curated record. Bases 30 to 845 code for a protein of 271 amino acids.